AUGGAAACAACUAAGUAUAUCAUUGAGGAUUUAAAUGAUGAUUACUUUUCCAUAUCAGUUGAUGAAUCUCAUGAUGUGUCAUGUAAGGAGCAAAUGGCUAUUGUUUUGAGUCCUAUCAUUGAUGUACUUGAUGCUAUUGCUGUUAAUGCCCGUUUUGAAGAAAAGUGUAGGGCAAAGGGAUAUCAUAAAGCAUGUUUAACAUUUGAGGUUGUCUUCAUGUUGCACUUUAUGCGCACUGUUUUAGCAAUCACAAGUGAGCUUAAUGCAACUUUUCAAAAGAAAGAGCAAGACAUUGCAAAUGCCAUGCUACUUGUUGGAGUGGCAAACGAGCAACUGCAAAAACUAAGAGAAGAAGGUUGGGAUUCACUUAUUGAUGAGAUCAUUCGGAGAGUUGCUGAGUAUACUGUUUUACAUCACUACCAAGUUGCAAUAUGUUAUAAAAUUAUUGAUUGGCAACUUCAAGAACUCAAUAAUCGCUUUGAUGAGGAGACAACUGACUUGCUUCUUGGAAUUUCUUGUUUGAACCCAUUUGACUCUUUUUCAAGCUUUAACAUUGAAAAAAUAUUGAUAUUAGUUGAGUUGUACCUUGAUGAUUUUGAUAAACAUGCUAGCAUUGACCUCCGUUUUCAGCUUGAGAAUUAUAUUGUUGACGUCCGUGAUCAUGAUAAAAGGUUUUCCGAUCUUAAGGGACUUUGUGAUUUUUCCAAGACACUAGUAGAGACAAAGAAGCAUGGAACUUAUCCUCUCGUGUUCCGACUAGUGAAAUUUUCUUUACUUCUGCCAAUUGCUACGGCUACAGUUGAAAGAGCUUUCUUUGCGAUGAAGUUAAUUAAGACUGACUUACGAAAUCGAAUGGAUGAUGAGCUUUUCAUUGGUUGUUUGGUGCCUUAUAUAGAAAAAGAAGUAUUUAGUAAUAUUUCUAAUGAGGCUAUUAUGGAUACCUUUCAAAAGAUGAAGGAGAAUUGUAAUAAUGUACUUGUAACGAGUUUUAUUAAUAUGAUUUGA
This is a messenger RNA of Lycium ferocissimum, 1005 nucleotides long. RefSeq lists its product as uncharacterized. The transcript is spliced from 3 exons. Gene Ontology annotation, molecular function: protein dimerization activity. The record is from RefSeq and is a predicted model, not a curated record. NCBI's taxonomy places the organism in Eukaryota, Viridiplantae, Streptophyta, Magnoliopsida, Solanales, Solanaceae. The coding region runs from base 1 to 1005 and encodes 334 amino acids.